Coccinella septempunctata (seven-spotted ladybird) is the source of this 1292-nucleotide messenger RNA. RefSeq names its product short coiled-coil protein homolog. The record is from RefSeq and is a predicted model, not a curated record. Bases 147 to 563 code for a protein of 138 amino acids. NCBI's taxonomy places the organism in Eukaryota, Metazoa, Arthropoda, Insecta, Coleoptera, Coccinellidae. The transcript is spliced from 2 exons. Gene Ontology annotation, cellular component: trans-Golgi network.
GGUUAGGUCAGAGACAACUGUCAGUUUGACAGUGUGCAGCAGGGAUAGUAGGAUUGUCACUUUAAUUCAAAUUAGUCAUAAUAAUAAUUAAUAUUAAGGAGAUACAUUUAUUUGGCACAUUCUGAAGAGCAAGUUACGCGUGAAAUAUGGCAGGUGUUAGAAUUCAAGAUGAUAUACCUUUAGCCGAUGACGACCCCCAGGUUAUUAUCAAUGACGAACCAGAGCAAAAUUCAAUUUCUGAAGGCAACUACUCUUCUAGUCUGAUGCAUGGAAGAAGUAUGGAUUCUAUUCAGUCAGCAUUCACCAAUGGUAGUUCCAGUCCACAACCAAAUAGUUUAGAACCAGACACUAGUCCUGAUGAGCAGGAAGAAAAAGCACGUCUUAUAUCUCAAGUUUUAGAACUACAAAAUACCUUGGAUGAUCUAUCUCAAAGGGUUGACAGUGUUAAAGAAGAAAAUUUGAAGUUACGUUCAGAGAAUCAGGUUCUUGGUCAGUAUAUAGAAAACCUGAUGUCUGCAUCUAGUGUAUUCCAGUCCACCUCACCUAAAAUAAAGAAGAAGUAAAGUUUCUUACCUUUUGCUUUUAUUAUUUAUAAACUUAGUUUUUCAGCAGCAUUUAAAUUAGAAGGGUUAUUGAACUGAUCUAGAUAAUAACAAAGUAAAAGAUUGAGUUGAAGAUUGGAAAGUUAUAAUAAUAGCAUUUGAUUUAUCUACUUUCUAGAACUUGAAUCACUUUAACUUUGCUAGUUGAAUUUUUAUCUAUAAGCUCACCUGUAGUGAUGGGCUUAAUCACCUGAUAAGUAUCUUCAGUCAUACCAAAGAAUAUUGAAUUUUUAGUGUAUCAAGAAUGAAAUGUUCUUCACCAAAAGUAUGUUGUUUUCUCAACUUGAUCCCUAUGAAUAGUGUGAUACAAAAUAAUGCAUUUAACAUUUGUAACAGUUUGUGAUAGAUACAAAUACUAUGAUUAUAAAAAAAUUUUCAAGCUGUAUAUGAUGUAAUGUUAAAUGUUUAGCACCUUAUCGAUUCUGAAACUAAAUGUAAAAUGAGUGAAACAGUAUAAGCAAGCAUUUUGUUACAUGAAUUAUUGAGUAGGUUUCAUUAUAUUAUCAAUAUUGGUCUGCAACCUUUCUUGAAUAUGAAGAUUUUCUCAAUAUCAAAAAGCCUUUCACCAUAACCAUGGCCUGCCUAAAUGUUGCUUUCCAAAAUGCACACUUGAAUGCUUUAUACAUAUUUUCAUAUACUUUUCUCUUUUGUAAAAAAAAACAUUAGUUCCCAAUAAAUUCAAGCAAGAAA